Messenger RNA from Opisthorchis viverrini, 780 nucleotides. RefSeq lists its product as hypothetical. Bases 67 to 477 code for a protein of 136 amino acids. Lineage: Eukaryota; Metazoa; Platyhelminthes; Trematoda; Opisthorchiida; Opisthorchiidae. The transcript is spliced from 4 exons. The record is from RefSeq and is a predicted model, not a curated record.
UAGGUUACCUCAGUGUAAGAUCUUGUCACAAUUCUUUGUCUGAAUAGAAACGGUUGUGGAAACCGUAUGGAUUGGAAACACUGCUUGUUCAUCUUAGGCAGCUCAUUGUGUGUUUUCUCGACGCAAAAAACGGAGAAUGUUAGGCUGACAUCAGUCCCAACAACCAUCAGGUUUGACGAGGCUGAAGAAAACGUUGCGGCGAACGAAGACAGACUCUACUUACUGAAUGCAGACCAAGGCAAAGUAAUCUCAGUGGACUUCACAGUGUUCAACAUUGAAGACACACCCAUCUGCUCUGGGGACUAUGUGGAAAUUGGCGAGGGGCAUAAUCCGAAUGGGAACAUGAUGUGGAAGAAAUGUGGUCACACUUUGCCAGCAGCGGUUACGUCCAAAUCGAACACAUUCUACAUCUUGUUCCAUUCUGGAGGAUCUGGCCAGAAUUCGGCAUUUUCUGUUAACGUUAGAUCAAGUCCGUGAAGCACGUUGAGACGUACGCUGGAACACUCAUUUCUUUAUGACUUCACCCCGCCCCACAACAGAGAUUAACUGAUCAACUGACACACCCGAAUCCACAUACACUUGUACGGACAUGUGGUACUCAAACUCAGCCAAAACCUCAGUAAAUGCUCUUCUAAAGCAAACUUUCAUAUCGUUUGUAGAGAAUUUUUUUCCUACUAUUUGAAUGGGAGCAGUGAGCGAGAAUUUCCCCGCUUCCUUGAAUCAUUCUGUGAUGCUUUUCAAAAUUCAAACUUUGUGCAAAUUUCCACAGCCGACGUGGAA